This is a messenger RNA of Hippopotamus amphibius kiboko, 7058 nucleotides long. RefSeq names its product zinc finger protein 283 (gene ZNF283). The coding region runs from base 1138 to 2886 and encodes 582 amino acids. Gene Ontology annotation, biological process: regulation of DNA-templated transcription. Lineage: Eukaryota; Metazoa; Chordata; Mammalia; Artiodactyla; Hippopotamidae. The transcript is spliced from 5 exons. The record is from RefSeq and is a predicted model, not a curated record.
AAGUGGUCAGCGCCGGGUGAGGGUGGAAGGGCUCAGCGGACUUCGCCAGGGCCUUGUCAGAACCGGCAGGGAGGGUGGGGGUGACACUGGGAAGCGCUCGAGGUGAGACGGCCCGGGCGGUGGACCGGGCGAGUCGAGUCCAGAGCCUCAAGCCUGUGUGUGAACGAGAGGCUGAGAAGGACGGUGUGUGACAGAUGGCGUGACAGGGCCGGGGUGUGUCUCCCUAACCGUGUGCGCAGUUGGGAAUGUAUGACGGGGUGAUGGAAUGCGUGGCCUUGUUUGGAGGUGUGGUUUGCUUUGGCUGGAUGCUCUAGGUUCUUUCUGGACUCUCUUAGGGGCUGCCAGAGUUAAGUGACCGCAAGGAAAGAAGUCCUGUAGUAAGCCCUAGAAUGUACGUUUCCGGUAAGAAGCUACAGGUCUGGUCUUGGGAUGAAAAUUUGACAUCUGGACGCGUCCUCGUGACGGGCUCCUGGAAAGACAUGACUGGGGAGGUCCCAGAGCUCUGGCUUUUCUGGACUCUGUGCUUCACCAGUAGAGGAACGCUAUGGAACAUUAAUUAGUUCCUGUGAUUCCAGAACCAUGACUGACAACCCCAUCCCUGAACCUGCUUCUCAGUUCCUUCUGUUCCAGUAAAGGAUGAUACCAAGUAGUCCAGCAUCUUCCUUCUGUGCCUUUUCCCAUCAGUGCCAUCAUAUUCAUUGAACACACUACUCAACAUCUCCUGCGGUUCAGUCUUCCAUCAAGAGCAGCGAAGAAAUGGAGUCCUUUAAGGGAAAUAUUUGAGCAUCUGUCAAAGAAUAAUGCAAAGAAAUGUGGUGAACAUUCAGCCCGCGUUUAUUUGUAUACAAGGAAAACCAACAGUAGAUUGAUUUCAUUUUUCAGAGGCACAAAGAGGAUUCAUAGAAGAAGGAAAGAGGAGAGAAUGAAAGACUGCAGACAUCUGGGAAAGCAGGAGUUUUCCUUUUUCAAGCUAAGAUGCUGAUUAGCUCAUGUCCUAUCUAGAAAAAAAAUGGCUGAAGGUCCCUAGUAGUUUUCCUUUUUUAGGGCUUGGUGACGUUCAGGGAUGUGGCCAUUGACUUCUCUCAGGAAGAGUGGGAAUUCCUGGACCCUGCUCAGAGGGACUUGUACGUGGAUGUGAUGCUGGAGAACUAUAGCAACUUGGUCUCACUGGAUUUGGAGUCAACAUAUGAGACCAAAAAUACAUUUUCAAAAAAGGACAUUUUUGAAAUAAAUUUUCCCCAAUGGGAGAUAAAGGAAAGAAGUAAAACCCUUGGCUUUGAGGCAUCCAUUUUCAAAAAUAAUUGGAAGUGUAAGAGAAGAUUUGAAGGGCUCCAGGGACAUCAAGAGGGAUACUUCAGUCAAAUGAUAAUCAGCUAUGAAAAAAUGUCCACCUACAGAAAAUGUAAAUCUCUUACUGCACAUCAGAGAAUUCAUAAUCGAGAGAAACCCUAUGUUUGUAAGGAAUGUGGGAAAGCUUGUAGUCAUGGCUCAAAACUUGUUCAACAUGAGAGGAUUCAUAUGGCUGAAAAACAUUUUGAAUGUAAAGAAUGUGGGAAAGAGUUUUUAAGUGCCUAUCAACUCUCUGUGCAUCAAAGAUUUCAUACUGGUGAGAAACCUUAUGAAUGUAAGGAAUGUGGGAAGACCUUUAGUUGGGGAUCAAGUCUUGUUAAACACGAGAGAAUUCAUACUGGUGAGAAGCCCUAUGAAUGUAAAGAAUGUGGGAAGGCCUUUAGUCGAGGCUAUCACCUUACUCAACAUCAGAAAAUUCACAUUGGUGUGAAAUCUUAUGAAUGUAAAGAAUGUGGGAAGGCUUUUUUUUGGGGCUCAAGCCUUGCUAAACAUGAGAUCAUUCAUACAGGUGAGAAACCUUAUAAAUGUAAAGAAUGUGGGAAGGCCUUCAGUCGUGGCUAUCAACUUACUCAGCAUCAUAAAAUCCAUACCGGUAAGAAACCUUAUGUAUGUAAAAUAUGUGGGAAGGCUUUUUGUUGGGGCUAUCAACUUACUCGACAUCAGAUAUUUCAUACUGGCAAGAAACCCUACGAAUGUAAAGACUGUGGAAAGACCUUUAAUUGUGGCUCAAGUCUGGUUCAACAUGAGAGAAUCCACACUGGUGAGAAACCCUAUGAAUGUAAAGAAUGUGGAAAGGCCUUUAGUCGAGGCUAUCACCUUACUCAACAUCAGAAAAUCCAUACUGGUGAGAAACCCUUUGAAUGUAAGGAAUGUGGGAAGGCCUUUAGUUGGGGUUCAAGCCUUGUUAAACAUGAGAGAAUCCAUACUGGUGAGAAAUCCUAUGAAUGUAAAGAAUGUGGAAAAGCCUUUGGAAGUGGCUAUCAGCUUACUCGACAUCAGAUAUUUCAUACUGGCAAGAAACCCUAUGAAUGUAAGGAAUGUGGGAAGGCCUUUAAUUGUGGCUCAAGUCUGGUUCAACACGAGAGAAUCCAUACUGGUGAGAAACCCUAUGAAUGUAAAGAAUGCGGAAAGGCCUUUAGUCGAGGCUAUCACCUUACUCAACAUCAGAAAAUCCAUAGUGGUGAGAAACCUUUUAAAUGUAAGGAAUGUGGGAAGGCCUUUAGUUGGGGUUCAAGCCUUGUUAAACAUGAGAGAGUUCAUACUGGUGAGAAAUCCUGUGAAUGUAAAGACUGUGGGAAGGCCUUUGGUAGUGGCUUUCAACUUAGUGUUCAUCAGAGAUUUCAUACUGACGAGAAACUUUAUCAACGUGAGGAAUCUGGGAAGACAUUUACUUGUGGCUCAAGCUGUGCUCAGCAUGUAAGAACUAAUAAUAAUGAUAAACCCUACAAAUAUAAAGAAUGUGGGGAAGCCUUUAUGUGGACAGCUUACUCAAAUGAGACAAUUGAUGCUGGUGAAACUGUGAUUGAAGAGAUAUGAAAACACGUUUUUGUGUGUGUACGGACAACUUAUUCAACAUGAGGAGAAGUCUUACUCUGGAGAAACCUUAUGAAUGUAGGGAAUGUACAAAAGCCUUACCUGUGUAUGGACAAUUUACUUGAUAUCAGAAAAUUCACGCUAGUGAGAAAUAUUUUGAAAGUGAGGAAUGUGAGAAGGCCUUUAGACUUCUGUAUGAUCUUGUUGAACAUCUAUACCUGAUGUGAAGCCAUUUAAAUGUAGGGAAUGUGUAAAGAUCUUUAAUUCAUGGUACAGUUUCAUAAGCACUGGAAAAAUUAUGCCCAUUACUCUUUAAGGGAAGGAUCUAAACUUAAUUUGGUUCUUGCCCGGCAUAUCAGACAAUUCAUACUGUUGUGAAAUCCUGUGAAUUUAAGGAAUGUGGGAAGACUUGUAAACUGGGAAAUAUCUUAGAGUACAUCAGGGAAUUCAUCCACAUGAGAAAUCCCUUGAAUUAGAAUUAAAGGAAGGCCUUUAGACAAUACUCAAACUAUUGUCCAGAGACUUUUUGCUAGUCCACAGAAUUGUUACCUGUCAAUCAUGAGAUAAAUGCAGAAAAUGAGAGUAAGUGUCUGGAAACUUUUAUAGUAAUUUGAUAUUGCCAUAACAUUAUAUUUUACAAAAGUAUCAGUCAAUGAAUAAUUGGUAAUUAAAAACAAAAAGUUUGUUCUUCCCUAGAUAAUUUGAGAGACAACAUUCACACUUUUUAAAACAUAAGACAAGUCAGUAUGACUCAUUUAGAACAAGAAAUCCCUCACUUGUUACCUCUCUGAUUAGAGUAGCAGAAUAUUUAUACUGCAGGAAUAUUUGGCUAAUGCAGAAAUCAUGAUUUCCUUCUGCCCAGAAAAGCAUAGAGAAUUUAUACCGGAUAUGUUGAUUUAGUGGAAGCCUUCCAAUACUAUUCAAUCUUUGUUAAGCUCAGCAAACUCUUGCUAGAGAAUAACUCUGUUAAUAUAACAGAUGUAGGAAAUACCUUAUCCAUAGCAGAAAUCAUACUAUUUUUAUCUCCAUUCUACCUCCUUACUACUUGUGGGAUGUUGGGUAAACUGCUUAUCCCCUCUGGGCAUCAUGUUUAAAAUGCUGGUGAUGGUAGCUAUCUAAUAGUGUGUUGUAGAGACUGCAUGGAUGUGGUAUGGGUCAUAUCCUUGGAAGGGUACAUAGUAUGUAGCUUGUGCUCAAUGCAUAUUAGCUAUUGUUCCUAUUAUCAUUAUAAAUAUUACUACUAGUGAAAUCUUGGGAGAGGAAUGCCCAUUUGGUGUAAUGAACUUAGAAAAGCUUCCCAUAACCACUCAUCCACUUGAAUUUCACAUCCUUCUGGAUAAAAGAUCUAAUAAAAUGUAAAGAAUUUGAGAGGGAUUUUUAUUCAUAAUUUAUCCCUUAAGCUGCGUAAAAAAUUGACUGAAAAGAAACAUUGUAAAUUUAGUAAGUGUUAAGAUGUUGGGAUUAUACAUGGAGAAGAAUCAGGGAGAGAUGUGAAGCAAUUUGCUGUAAUGAAUCCCAACAGACAAGUAGUAAUUAAAAUUCUCCACUCACUUUUCAAGGUAAAUUAGAAAUUCAAAAGAGAACAAAAAGAAAACUGUUCAUUUUGGAAUUCUUUACCACGACUUCAUGAUGAUAAUCUUUGAGACAUUCAGAAAAAUUUAAACAACAGUGUGAUGAACAUCAUUUGCUCUCUACGUAGAACCAAGAAUUCUAAACAUUUGGCCAUUUUUGCUUUCUGAAUAUACAUUCAAGGCAUUUGGUUGUCAUGUCUCUUGAGGACUUUUUGAAGAUUUCAGGAAAGCUAUUUUAUAGAAUGCCAUACAUUCUAGAUUUGUCUGUUUUCUCAGAGUAAAAUUUAAUUUGUACCCCUAUCCUUCACAGCUCUCAUAAAAUCAAGCUAGAGCUAGAGGAUUAAACAUUUUCUGCCAGAACAAUUCAUAGGAAGUGACCGGUACUUUAUAUUGCAAUACAGUGUAAGCAAUUAAUACCCAUUUUCUCCACCAACACCAGUGCUCCGUUUGAUCAUUUGAUUAAGAUGGUGACUGCUAGAGUUCUCCAUUAUAAAGCUCCAUUAUACAGCUAGUAGGAUUGGUGAACCUUGGUCAGCUACUUUGGGGAAUGUAUAAUCAUAUGUAUGUAAAGUUCUGAGUCAAAGAGAAAAUUGAAACAAUUAGAGAUUCUUCAGAAAACAAUGAUAAUGAAAUGAUUGUAUACUGGAACUUGUAGGAUGUUCCUGAAGCUCUACUCAGUGGAAAAGUAAUACCAUUAUUAAUAUGUCUUAGAGGAAAAGAUGCAUCUGGCCCAGAUGGAGGGCCAGAACUGUACCUUGUUUCUCCCAGUAUCUGCAUGGUUCCUGUGACACUGAACUGAGAAGCUAGAAAAACAACAAAUCCUAAACCAAAAUACAGAAGCAAUUAAUACAACUAAAAUUUGAGAUUAGUGGUUAGGAAUUAAAGCAGUAGUCUUCAAUCAUUAUUCCUCUGUGAAAAGUCCACUAAACUCAACUAGACUUUGGUAAAUCUGAAAAAGGAAAAAUUAAGAAAAUUGGCAACAUUGUAGACUCAUGAAUAAGAAAGGAGAUAUAAUUAUAGAUAUGGAGUUCUUUGGGUUUUUUUGUCUUUAAAUUUAAGGCGAUACAAUGUAUUCAAACCUGUUUGGACCAAUAAACAAAGGAAAAGGCUGAAAAAAUUGGUCUAGGGUCUCCCUUUUAGAAAAAAUGCUUGGAAAUUGUCAUCUCCUUAGGUAAAAAUUUCAAGAGGAAAAUAACUAAAAAUUUUACUAACACAUCUUGGCUGGAUAACAUAAAUCUAGGAACAAAACUAAAUGGAGAUAGCCUCUAAAAAGCAAAAGCUAGAUUAAUGUAGGUAAAUGCAAAAAUUCUAAUUAAAAUAUCAGCAAGCAGAAUCCAAAUGUAAGAUGUAAGAUUGUGCAAUAGGAAGUAAUUUAUAGGGGAUAUACAGACCCCAAAUUUUCUGGUUUAAAUGGAAAUAUAGGCGGACAAAAAAAUUGAAUCAGCACAAGUGUAAUUCAUCCUGAUAGUUUAUCUUAGAUUUGUAUGACUUUUAGAGUAGGAAAUCACACACAGUGACUUAAUUCUAAGAUGAAUUUUAAUAUUUGGAAAUCAGAAUGCAUCUCAAAAUUGGUGGCUUCUCACGUUCAGUUUCAUCUCAGUGGCUGUCAUGAUUUAGUGCUAGCAUCAAAGCAUAUUAGUUAUGAUGAAAUAAAAGUGUGUUUAUGUACUCACAGUUAGAAUUCAACCCUUUAAAAUACUGAUUUCCAAAAAUCAGUGACAUCAAAACUGCAUUGACAAAUGUCUGUGAUUCAUCUUGGUCAUUGUUUUAAUCUGCACUCCACCUCUGUGUCCAUUUUGUGCAGGUAGGCCAUCCAUGAUAUCACUGUACAGUUGUUUACCUUCUAGUGAUUGAUUGACAGCAUUAUUCCACAUAAUUGCAAUUUUAAUCAUCAAAUGUAACACAAAGAAUACUUUGAGUGUUUUAAUAGAAUAAAGCAUCACCAGUCAGUAUUUUACUCCUCCUGGGUACCAUAGUUGCAUGUUAACUAGGAGAUGUGGAGAAAAAGCACCUUAUCAGCUUAUCAAAAGACUAAAGAGUACUCUAGUGAAGAAAAUUGUCCAACUUUGUUUAAAUUGGUAUAUUUCAAACUUUACUUUGGAAAUACCAAUUCUCAUGACUUGUUAACAUCUGAAGGAUGUGAAAUUGCAUUGGGGAAUGCUUCCAUAGCUAAAAGAGACUCUGUAAAGCUGGAAAUUUCAGUCUCCAAGUCUGAUUGUUAGCUAUGACAGGAUGACAGUUAGCAUCAUGCUUUCAAACAGUUGCCUUCUAAAGUUUUCUCUUAUUUGUGAGUAAAAAUCUUUGUUGUAUCUAAGUAGGCAUGGCUCCUGAGUUUUAUCAAAUGCCAUUUCAUCAUCUCUUUAUGCAUUUGUGUAUUUAAUUUGUUAAUGUGAUUAUUUAUACUGACAGACCCAUUGACUUUUCCCAUUCCUGGAUAUACCCAGGUUAGCCACUGAUGUGUGUGUGUGUGCGCGUGCGCAUGCAUGCGUGUCUUGUAUGCAGUGCUUGAUUUCUACUAUUUUAUUUAGAAUUUUUACAUCUCAUGAGUGAGACUGAUAAUUGUCUUUUAAAAUGUAUUUUUGUAUGUUUUGUAUUGUGAUUACC